AUGGCACCCAGUCCGAAAGCCAUUCCAAAUACAGGUCCCAGCUACCAAGACCACCACUUCCGCUCGAACGUCAACCUGGGCCCCAGAAUAACACCCACCAUUCCCGACGGCGGUAAAUGGUCCGUCUACGCAGAAAUCGACAUCCCUACCCCUCCCGUCCACCCUUACAACGCCAUAAUAGACAUCCACGACUGGCGGGAAUGGAACACCUUUACGCCCGACGUACUCGUGACGAAACAUCCACAUCCCCAUUCCAGAACCUUGAAAAUGGAACAGGGAACCUUCAUGACCUUCACGGUCCAAAUGACACGCGAAGAACGCCAGUCCAGCAAAGAAGUCUGUCGACAUCUCGAACCGUUGAAACAUGUAAAUGACGGCCAUAAGAGCCAUGAGUCUGGGGGCAAUGUUACGAGGAUACGAUGGUGCUUGGAUAAUGCGAAUUUGCUGGCCCCGUCGUUCAUACUGAAGACGGAACGCGUCAACGAGAUUGAGGAAUCGCAAGACGGCAAGACGUGCAAAUACAGAACGUGGAUUACGUUUAGUGGGCUGGGAGCCAAUUCGAUGAAGAAGAAAUUCGGAGAAGCUUUACAGGCGCGAGUGGUGGACUAUUGUGAGGAUCUGAAGGAGAGGAGUAUCAAGUUGCAGAAAGAGGAGCAGGCAAAGCGAAAGGGUAAUACUGGUGGAGUGAAUGGAAAUGCUGCAGGAGCGAAUGGCGUGUCUUAA
Lecanosticta acicola is the source of this 723-nucleotide messenger RNA. The record is from the annotation of a GenBank genome assembly. NCBI's taxonomy places the organism in Eukaryota, Fungi, Ascomycota, Dothideomycetes, Mycosphaerellales, Mycosphaerellaceae.